Molecule: messenger RNA, 1252 nt
Organism: Cinara cedri
Lineage: Eukaryota; Metazoa; Arthropoda; Insecta; Hemiptera; Aphididae
Source: the annotation of a GenBank genome assembly
AUGAACAAAUAUUUAGAAAUACCACGAUUUAAACUAGAUAAUGAAUCCAUUGAAACAAACACAUCAAUUAGUCAAAUUCAAGUAGAAAAAAAAAUUGAACAAAUAUUCAAAUCGUUUUGUUCUAAUGCAGAAUGUGAUCCUGAAAUUCCAGUCUUACACAGAGAAGAUCACAUAAAUUAUAUAAAAAAACACAUGUUUACACUUCCAGAAAACUAUGAAUGUUUGGACUCAAGUCGACCAUGGUUAUGUUACUGGUUGUGCCAAUCAUUUGCAUUAUUGAACUGUGAACUAACAACUGAGGAAAAGUCUGAUGUUGUUUCUUUCUUAAUAAAGUAUGCCAUUAAAACUUACAGAAAUAUUUGUAUAUUUUUAAACAUUUCUUAUAUUUAGGUGUCAACAUGAAUCUGGUGGCUUUUGUGGUGGACCAAAUACUAUUCCACAUCUAGCUCCUACAUAUGCUGCCAUUUGUGCUUUGUGUUUAAUCGGUACAGAAGAAGCAUAUUCAGUGAUAAAUCGAGAAAAUUUGUAUAAGUUUUUAAUGUCAUUACGUUUACCUAAUGGUUCAUUUAAAAUGCAUGUAUAUGGCGAAUCUGAUGUCCGAGCUGUGUAUUGUGCUGCUACAGUAGCUCGUUUAACUAAUAUAUAUACAGACACUUUAUUUGAAGGAAGUGCUCGGUGGGUGAUAAGAUGCCAAACAUAUGAAGGAGGAUUUGGUGGCUUGCCUGGAGUGGAAGCUCAUGGUGGCUAUACAUUUUGUGGAUUUUCAGCAUUACUGCUACUACAGUCAGUUCAUAUGUGUGAUACCAAAUCCCUCUUACGAUGGGUGGCUAAUAAACAGAUGCCGUUUGAAGGUGGUUUCCAAGGACGAACUAAUAAGCUUGUGGAUGGUUGUUAUUCAUUUUGGCAGGCUGCUGUUUUUCCAGUGAUAUCGGGACUUUUAGAAUCUGAAGAGAAGCGUCCAAUUGGGUCAUUAUACGACUAUAGAGCUCUUCAGGAAUAUGUUCUAAUAUGCUGUCAGUACAAAUACUAUGGAGGCCUAAUAGACAAACCUGGGAAACCACCCGAUGUCUAUCACACUUGUUAUGUUCUCAGUGGUCUAUCUUUAGCACAGCAUGCUAUUAAAAAUAGUAGUUGUGUUGUUGGAACACCUGAAAAUAUUUUAAAUGAGAAUAAUCCAAUUUAUAACAUUGAAGUAACAUCUUUAGAUAAAGCUUUAAAUUACUUUAGAGCUGCUACACAAAUAAAUUAUUAA